This is a messenger RNA of Adineta steineri, 2406 nucleotides long. NCBI's taxonomy places the organism in Eukaryota, Metazoa, Rotifera, Eurotatoria, Adinetida, Adinetidae. The record is from the annotation of a GenBank genome assembly.
AUGGCAUAUACAAAAAUGAGCGGUGAUUUAAAUUCUAUGCAAAAUACAAGUGGAUCAGAUGAAUUUAUUGAUACUUUAAAAUCUUUAUCUGUAUCACAAUCAUUAGAUACUCAUGGUGAUGUUAUUGAACAAUUACAUAUUCAAUUGAAACGUGCUGUUCCAAACGGUUUCAAGGAGAAUAAAGCAUUUGCUUUUACUAUUAUUGAUAAUUUAUAUCGAAUUGUUCCUAUAUUUGAUAGAAUAUUAUCAAAUAAUAAUGAAAAUGAUAAUGAUUUUAUUCAAACAAAAAAAUUCUUGGCAACAUUAGUUGAUUCAUUUAGUUCUGUAUGUUUCUUUGAAGUACUUAGUCUAUUUCGGGACAAUUUAUCUCAUUUGAAAACUAUUUUUCAAACGUAUAUUUCUCUAUUCAAAGAAACUUAUUUUAUCGAAAAUGAUAAAUAUGAUUAUUUGAUUACUUGUAUAGUACCUGUUGUAGGCUUUUCAAGUAUAUUAAUUCCAACAACUGAAGAUGAAAUUCCAGAAGGACUUCUUUCAUAUUUACUUACAUUUGUUAAAUCUUAUUGGAAAUGUCAACAUCGUGAACUGGUUAUUAAAGCUGUUUUUGGUUUAAUAAAAAUUUUUUCAAAACAACCAACACUUGUACCAUUGAUUAUUCGUACUGGAUGGCCUCAAGCAUGUAUUCAAUUUUUGACUGAAUCACAUACUGAAAAAGAUCCACAAUCAUCUUAUACAAUUGAUUAUUAUAUAUGUUUAAUUAUUCAGAAGCUUGCUCGACAUCCAAAUGGUGUUCAAGUUCUUAAUCAAUUGAAUUGUAUUAAAGUACUUGAAGAAAGUAAAGAAAGAAUGAAAAAAAAUCAUACUGAAUUACAAUACAAAUGUCUUCAUUUUCUUCAAUGUAUGAUAUAUGUACUUUUAACAGAAGCCGAUAAUAUUAAACAUACGACAAUGUUGUGUGACAACCAAAUGUGUCAAACACUUAAAGACCUUGUUACACAUACAAUUGAAGCAGCAAAUAAUGAAUAUUUAUUUCAUCAUUGUUUUCAUGUAUCAGAAAUGUUAACUGUACUUUGUAAAGUAUUUCUUAAUGAUGAUGUUCUUACAAAAUGUAUGAAUGAAAAUAAUCAAUUAUUUGAUUGUUUAUCACAAUUACUCAUUCGAUUUGUUAAUAUUACUAGUGAUGCAAAUCAUAUACAUCAACCAACGGAUAAUGAAACUCUACUUACAUUAACAAAUCUUUUAUGGAGUAUAUCAUUUCAUCAAUGUUAUCAUGAUAAAUUUCAAGCAAAUUCUAUACUGAUGCAUACAAUAACAAAUUUAACUACAUCAUCAUCAGUAAAUGUUAGUAGACAAACAAUGUCAAUUCCACGUGAUUUAAUAUCAUUAAAAAAAGCAGCUGAAGGUAUUUUAUGGAAUUUAAAAUCAUUAUCAUCAUCACCACGUCCAACAUUAAAUCAACAGACAGAACAACGACCACUUGUUAUGAUUAGUUAUUCACAUAGUGAUACAGCAUUUUGUCGAGAACUUGUGGAAAAUUUAUCUGCUCAUGUUCCUGUUUGGGUUGAUUAUAAACAAGCACGUGAUGCUGUUGCACAUUCGGAUGAUCUUUGGGAAGAAAUUGCACGUGCAAUGGAAAUGGCUUCUGUUAUUGUUUUAAUUAUUUCAAAAGAAUAUUAUGAUUCUAAAUCAUGUCGACAAGAACUUUCAUAUGCAAGUGAUACACUUAAAAAACGUAUUGUACCAAUUUAUGCUCCAAAUCAAUUAUAUCGUGCAAGUGGUUGGCUUGGUAUUCGAAUUGCAGGACAAAAAUAUAUUCAUUUUGGACGAAAACCAUUUGAUGAUGCUGUCAAAGAACUUGCAUCUAUGGUUGAUACUGAUCAAAAACCACUUGUUAUAUCAUCACCACCACAACAUUCACAACCACAACUACCACCGCCAACACCAUUAUGUUCAUCUCAAUCAGUUCCAUGUUCAUCUCGAUCAGCUCUAUGUUCAUCAUCUAAGACGAUGCCAAACAAAAUAAUUACAAAAGAAGAAAAUAAAUUAAUGAUAUUAAACGAUUGGACAGCAAAGGAUAUUCGAAAAUGGUUUGAUGAGAAUCAUGUACAUGCUAAUUUAAUAACACUCUAUGCGGAUCAAUUUCAAAAUGGUACAUCUUUAAUUAUUUAUGCACGACAUUUGAAAUUAUUUUAUCGUUAUGAAUAUAUUCGAAUAUUUACAAAAUAUUAUAAAUUAUUUCAUGGCAAACGAUUGGAUACAUUUGAUUUUGUUACAUUUGUUGAUGCACUUUAUCGUUUACGUAAUGAAUAUGAUCCAAAUUCUAAUAUAGAAGAUAAUUAUGAAAAACAUAGUGAACAUCAAUUAUUACGUAAAAUGAAAGGUGCCAAUGAAGGACUAACUUGGUUAUAA